UCCUAGGUUUUCUAGUACUGCAGCGAAUAGCCUGUUUGGUGUUCAGAAUGUUCAAUGUUUGUUCUUAGAACUGAAGCCUGGGUAGUCCCAAACACUUGGGGACAUUUCUUAGAGACUGUGAAACUUGGCUCAGCUGAAGGUCAACUUUUAAGCAACUGCUAACACCCCUCAUGGUGAACCUGGAGAAUCACGGGUUAAAGGUUGGGAAAGAGUUAUUGACAGUUGUUCUGCUGAGCCUGGAGCAGAGUCUGUGCCUUGGCUAGGAAUUUAAAUUUAAAUCACUGCUUUUCAGUGACUGUGAUUUUGUCCAUAAGUAGACCUGAUGUAGAAAGAUGAGAAGAAAAUAAGUGUCAGGUGAGUAAACGAAGGGAGAAAAAUCAACUCCCGAACAGAAAGGAAAAUGAAUCUGAAUUUCAGAAAUGCUAGUGCCACUGUUCUUGAGUGGUUGCCCAGAAUUUCCAUCUAAGGAGAGGGAGGGGCCGCAGGCAUCGGUGGGGACGUUCUGGUUGAAGGGCUGCAGAAAUUGGUCCCCCUCCACUCCGAAUGUCAUUGUGUUGUUUUGUGACAAAUGAGCGGCGGCUGAGCUGACUCCUGAGUAUUUUCCGCAUGUUUUUCUGGUUGCGAAGCUUCCCACCCUCUUAAGGUGUUGGCUUGGCACGUGAUGUGUUCCCUCUCUGGCGAACCAUUAAGAUUGAGUUGCGGCGCUAAAUCAAAGGUGUUGGAGGUCACUGUCCCUGAAAAACAAGCUGCAGCAAGCAGCUGCUGGGGCUGUGACGAGGCUCUGGGACUUCACCAGAGCUCCGCGAGCGCCUGGACGGUUUCCUUUCGGCUUUCACCUGAUGGAAAGAGCUGAGCAAAAUGUAGAUCUGUGGGACUAAACUUACCAGACCCUGCCAGGGAUACUCUUCGUCGGUGCGAUGAGCAUGUAAGACCUCCAGCAUCUGUGAGGGGAACAGCCGCGGCAAAACUGUAUACUUCACCUGUUGGGAGUCAACCAGUUGCCAGUGUGUUUGUUCCUAAGGCAGCCAUCAUGAGGGAGGAGAGCGGCAUGCCCCCACCCUGGGACGCUUCCCUGCUGGAGAGGGAGUUUUUCCAAGUUUUAGAUGACUUGGACAGCAAGCUGGCUGAGGAACAAUCUACAGGCUCAAUGAAUGCCAGAAUUCCAUUCAACUACGGGUCAAGAACACAGUUCAAGCUGUCUCACAGGACCAGGCAAGAUCAUGGCACAGGAAGGCAUCAAAACUACCAUAGCGAAACUUCCAAUAUGUCUAUCUAUGACAUCCUAAGACCUGGGACCCCUAGAGAAGGCUUUAAAACCUUUUCUCCUAGGACCAAGACAAUUUAUGAUAUGUAUAGGACCAGGGAGCCCAGGGUCUUGAAGGAAGACUUCACGCUAAAGAAUGCAUUUGGUAGCGCAUCUCUGUGCUUCGACAGCCGGCAGAGAUCAGCGUCACCUGUCACAGGGCGUUUUACUGCAAGGAGUUUACACUUCCCAGCCAACACUCAGAACAAGACUAGUUUUACGCCAGUGAGACACCAGCAAAGCCCCAAAAGGACUCCUUUAUCAUCCAUCAUAUGGAAUAGGCCAGAUGCUUCUAGACACGGGCAGGAUCAGGAAGAGUCCCUGGGGAUACCAGCACCCAUGGACAUUGACCCUGCUGAGCAAUAUGUCUCUCCUAGGUACUUUCAGGAAAAUAGGAGGUAUGAGGUGUGCCAUUCACAGAACGCCUACCAAAGCUACCCUUUUAAUGUCCCCGUGGAUAACGCAAUGAGUCCUGACGCGUUGGAGAACUCAGAGAAUAUGCCAUUCUACCGUCAGAACAACCUGUUUGCAAGGUCUUUCUUUAGCAGUACCUUCAGACAGAGCAGAGAACAGAGAUUUGGACAGAAUUCUUUUUGGAGCCGACAGGAAGAACAUUCUUCCUGGUCUGACUUUCCCCAGAGCAGGAAGCCAUUCCCUUGUUCUGACAAGGACUUUGAGAUGAUUUCUGUUGACGCAAACAGGGUGCCAUCUGUUUACAGCCAUGGUGUCCCUUCUCAGCACUGGAGGCCACGUUCUCCCGGCUGUGGAACAUACGUUUUCAGAGGUCAAGAAGAUGCACAUUGCUGGCGAUCUGAGUUUCGAACAUGCCCACUGGAGAACAUGGACACCUCACAUGUUAAUGAGAACCAGUUUCCACCCCAUUUGGUCACACCGGAUGGGUUUUCUGUAGCUGACUCAAGCUGCCCCGUCCAGUCGUCUGGGCUGGACUCUCAGCAGGGUUACUUCCCUUUUGAAGAGGCUGCAGAUGAGGACCCUCGUUUGUUUGGCAAGACUCGGAAUCCAGUUUCUUCAUUCAGAACUCCCUUCCCCCUGAGUCCCGAUGACAGAAGGGAGUCUCGGAGUUCCAGCUUCCAGAAUUCCACAGCUACUUUGCAGAAAAUAAUCCCCAAUAAACCAGAUUCGCUUCCAAUGAGAAACUGUGUAGACGUUCCUGUGGCUUGUAGCCAUUCUGCUGAAUCACUGUCUCUUACUGAAACCCAGCCCAACGUCCCAGUCACAGAAACGCACAGUGAGAAAGACAUGGAUGUGUCUAUUUCAGAGGAUGAACAGCUGAACAAGAUGGGACAGAAGAACAGGCCAACUGGGUUACCCCAAUCUGUUUCACGGACAGUGAUCUCUAAUGACGUACCUGAUUUCCAAAAUGCCCCCUCCCAGGACUCAACCCCAAACGACAGGUAUGGUUUUAAUGCACCUGCCACAGAACAUUCCAGAAGAUCACCCAGGCUCUUUUCCAGGAAAGGUACUUCCCAAGUUCAUACAACACAAAGAGAUCAAAGCGAUGAACUGAGCAAAAGUAAAUGUUUUUCUGGGGGCAGGAGACUUGACUCAGCAGCUUCCCUGCCUUUCAUCCAAGAAAGUGGAACAACUCUUCCCAGCCCAAAUCAAGGUUGUCACCAGAAAACCGGAGGUGAUGAAGACAGUUCAAGCACCAUUAAAAAUAGCCAUUGGUGCUUUGAACCCAUCACUAACCAAAAUUCACAGCCUCCAGAGGAGACUAUUUUAGAUCUUGGACGACAGCAAGGUCCUUCCACUCAUUCCACCGAUGGCAGCAAGCUGGCCGCUGGGCACAGUGUCUCACGAGAUCCCUUGCAUGUGUCAUCAGAUGCACCCCAAGAUUCUUUCCUUAAUGCUCUUCUGGUGCCUUCCACUGCAGUGUUCUCCAGGAGCCUUUCAGACCAGGAUUCAGGUCAAGAACAAAGAGAAGAAAAAGCUACCAAAAGCCAAAAUAAUCAGCUGGCUGUCAAUCCUACGGACAACCAAGAGAGUCACGAUGGCCCUGCACUUCUGCAUGAUGCUGUUCACUGCCACCCGUACUCUCCCCUCAGGAGCGGGAGGGGGAAGGGAAGAGUAAGGCGCCGUGUAUCCUGCAUUGAGAAGUUAACCAAGACAGAGAGUAGAGAGGCACCCACAAGAGAAGGCAGUGGCUGUGCUGAGGACCAAAGCGGCAGCAAAUCUCCUGAGCUCAACACAGUCUACUGCACCCUGCCAAGAAAACCUGCCAGCUUUCUCCUACACAGCGGACAGCGGGAAAGUAAGGCUGCUUCCGUUAGGAAUGGGCCACUUCCCUUCCAAAUAAAGAAUAAGGCGGAUGUUCCCACUGAAGAGAGCACAUCUGACAAACCCCGUCCUCCUGAGUCAGCGAGUGAUGCUGCAAAUUCAGUCAUGGGGACACCCAAAGCCACCAAGAGGAUGACAGAUAUGAAAGCCAUUAGAUCGGCCUCCGUUAGGAAAGGACCACUCCCUUUCCUCAUCCAGAGGGCGGUAUCAUGUCCUUCGGGGGAACCAUGUACCUUGGCUGAAAAGUCCCCAGUCCUGGACAUGGAUGCUUCUGUAAUACCCAGGCCUGGAGGGAGAAUCUUUAACUCUCUGGAAGAUGACUCAUCAUUUAGAGAGAGCGCUUUCUUCGAAAAGGAACUCGUUCAAGAACACACGGGGAAGAACAGUGAGCCUCCAGCCCCCAGAAUGAGCUCGUUUACCGUUUUAGACAAAAACUCUGAACCUUUUUGUGCUGUUGGAUCAGGAAGGGGGAGUGGGAGGGCGUUGCACAAGUUUAAGACAACUAGCGUGUUUUCUGUCUCUGGCAAUGAAGAGAACAUAAAGUGUCUUGAGGUGGUUUCGAUAUAUUAUACUCUACCCAGGAAACCUAGCAAAAAGUUCUGCAGCCUCCUUCAGCAGUAUGCACAGGGUGCCGGUUCCCUUAGCGAUGCUUUUCAGGAAGAGACUAAAGGGUCUCCUAAUGCUGUAGAAAUCGGUGAGCUGAAUUGUCCUACACAGAGGCUCUCAGGAACACCUCCACCACAAGACCUAAAGAUGCAGGUUGACAGCCCUGAGAGUGAGACUGUCUCCCAGUUGACAGACAGGGAGGCUUCCAAAUCUACGUUAGAGGAAAUGGCUUCUGUGGAACCGGAUGUUUCUCUUCAUAGAAAAGAGCCUAAAAUCGAAGCGAUUUCCCCAAGAAAUGUAUCUAAGACAACUGUAGAUGAUUCGCUAAACAGGGGAAAAAGAGGGAAGGAACUGGUAAGACAAAUCCUACAGACCCCAUCACUGCUUCAGGAAAAAGAUGCUGGAGAAGAAAAGACCAAGAGUCAUCAACAGCCUUCGAAAGGAGGAAGCAGUGACCCCUCUGGUCUCCCAUCCCACUCAGAAGGUAAUGUUGAAAAUUCCCAAACUAGAAGAGAUUCAGGAACGUGUGCCCGUGGCUUGACCACUAUCUCAACAGGAAAUGGAUGGUAUGCUUGGAGAGAUCACGUGGCUGCAGCUGUAGGUGACUGUUCUAGUAGGUCACAGCCUAGGGAAACCAGUGGGACAACUGGGUCAGACUGCCAAAACCUGACCGACAAAAUGCUCUCUGACUCAGAGAGCCAAGCCUUUGCUCUAAGGCCAGCAUUGCAUAAGCAGCAGCUUGCUGAAGAGGCUCAGACUGGGGGAGCAGGUCUGCAGUCGGAACCCAGGCAGGCAGAAAGUCAGGAAAUGAAUACAGCAGAGAUGAGGAAGGUUGAAGAUGGAGAACAAAUGUUGUCACGGGAUCAAACUUUACUUCCUGGAGGAAAUCUUAAAAAUAAAACCAACACGGAUGACCUAGAGACAGGAGACAGAUACUCAGGUAAACACAGAUUGGCAGCCAUAUCUAAAACAAGCAAAAAGAUCCCAGCUAAGGAUUUAAGUUCCAGAAAACAUGUAGCUACGAUCUUCUCCCGAAGUGAAAGAGGAUCUGGCUUUAGGAGGUUAUCUCUUUGUAGACCAGAGGGCAACCCACUGUCCCCUGAACCUACUGUAAAACCCUCAGAGCCCACAGACAAAAGCAGCGUGAGGACCGUGGACAAAUCUGAGAGCCUUCUCCAGGCGGCCACAGUAUCCAGCCCUGGACCUCCUGGUCAGUCCCGCAGUCAAAAGUCUGCUAACAUUUUGCAACCGCAUCUGAAUGGGUCACACGGUGUCUUAGAAACACCCCCAAAGAGCGAGGACUCUAAAGCACAGAUUGCAGGAGAAUUGGUAGCCCCAGCCAGCCCCUCGGGGAAAAGCUCUGGCCUUCAGCAGAGGUUAAGUCCUCCUUCCCCCCUAGAGGCUACACAGAAACCUACAGUGAGCUCCCACUGUCAGCUGUUGCGGCACACGAGUGCCCCAUCCCCAGACUCAGAACCCGAGCCACACCUCUACAGGUCAAAGAGUUUAAGAAACUUCAACGUGCAAAGGGACCUGUUGUGUACAAGCCCUCCUCCCAAAGCCAGGGGACGCCACUUCUCUGAAAACACUUCCAUUGACAAUGCCCUGAGCCAACUGUCCCUCGAAGAUGGCUCCUUCCCCAACAGCGGGUACAGUCGAAGAUUCAAAUCUUUUUCUGAGCUUCCUGCCUCUUACGAAAGUGAAAGUUGGUCUUCAUAUAACAAUCAGACACGAGGUCCCAAGUCCACCUCAUCCAUUUCCAGGCCGAUUGACUAUGGAAUUUUUGGGAAAGAGCAGCAGUUGGCUUUCUUGGAGAAUGUCAAGCGCUCACUCACACAGGGAAGAUUAUGGAAGCCAAGUUUCCUCAAGAACCCUGGCUUCCUCAAGGAUGAGGUUCUUAAUGCUGCACAGUCAGAGCUGCUAAAUUCUCCUGAAGGUCAGGCUCCGGAGGACGGCUUAUUGCCAAGUGAACCACUUAAUAUCUACAGGGAUGACCCAGUGGACCCACUGGACUCAGACUGGGACACAGACACCACCACAGAUGAUGAGUACUACCUGGAUGAAAAUGAUAAAGAGUCAGAACUAUGAGACUUUUGUGAGAAACUGCACAAUAUAACCCUUUCACGUUUUGCUUUUUACCAAAACCUUACCGUGGAAAUUAGUCCAAUAAUUAUAGACAGGUCAAAGAGAUCUGGUUUGGGUAGUGUCCGAAUCUUUUCUGUUCCAUUUGUUUUCCCUUCUGAAUUCUAAGAACAGUGCUCACUGUUCUUGAAGGGUUUUGUGUGUGUGUUUUUACUGCUAUGUUUUUCCUGGUGUGUUUGAACUUUGCCUUCCUUGUCUCUUCCCCCAGCCUUAUCUCUAAGCCACUUUCUAAUGUUAGCACAAUUGUCCUCAUCAUAACUUCUCUUACCUCUAAUAGUUUGGGGAUGUGUUCGACCUUGUAAACUUGUUCAUUACCCAGCACAGAUGCAAAACUGAAUUUCCUCUCUCUGUCUACAGCCUGAAUUGAAGAUAUGAAAAUAUGACAUAGGGAAGGCAAUAGUGGGGUAAAAUGCUGUCACUGUGUGUGCAUAUGUUUAUGCAGUGUCUACAGAGGCUAGAAGAGGACAUUAGAGCCCCUGGAAUGGGAGGAGCAUAUGGUUGUUAGAGGUCACAUGGGCGCUGGGAGCCACAGCUGGGUGUCCUCUGCGGGAGCUGCAAGUGCUCUUAGCCACCGAGUUCUCUCCAGCCACAAGACACACGGGCAUCCCUGUUAUGCCCUGUUGUGUGGGCAUCCUUGCACUUCUGUAGUGGACACAUUUGAGGACACGUUAGGUUAUAAAUGAAGGGUGAGUCCUAUUAGUGCCUACAGGGAUUUCUCUGAGACAGUUUGUGGUGACUGGCUGAAUUUUUAAGGGCUAAGUUUUCACGCUUAAUGCUUGGGUGAACCCCAGAUGACACGAGCAGUGUGGCUUGGCCACAGAGACAUGGCUGACAGAUGGAAACAAGCAGACAGUUCUUUAUCGGGCCAGCGUUAUUGCUGCUCUCUCCACACUGACUUUUCCCAUCUCCCCCAACCCCCGCCUGUGCAUUUCUCAUUUCCUUAUUUAUAGCCCAGCCUUGGGCUUUGUAAACUUUUCUCACAUAAUUUAUUUAUAGCCCAGGCUCUAUAGUUUAGGGAUUUUUACAUGAUGUCAGAUAUAUACAUAUAUAAAAUAGGUAUGCAAAUAAUUCACUGAUAACUCAAAUUUAUUUUAAAAGUAUUCUGGCUUACACACAAAUUUACCAUUUGUUUAAGGUAAAAACAGACAUACACCAAUGAGUUAGUUAUAUCCAUUUGUCUAACACAGUCUAAGGACAUACUCAGGUUACCCACACACUGGGAAAUAAAGGAGACUUUUAAAAGCCUUUGUUGUCUGUAAUUGCAUUCCUAUAUGAGCAGAAAUCUUCGCGUGCACAGUAAAAACAGUACAGUUCAUAACAGAAGAUCAGAUCUCGUCCUGCCCCUUCCUCUUCCUCUUGUCCUGCACUCUUUCCUCUUCUUCCUCCUCCUGCCAGCACAAGGUGCAUGCUGGGUGUUUGAGUCAAGGCUGCAGUGAGGUCAUAUCAUGCACAUGGGUAAACACAGCCAGGCUUCAUUAAGUAUUUAAUUUAGGAUUGAUUUUUUUGUUUGGUACACAUUCAGAGACCUUUUAUUGUUGUUUGUUUGUUUUUUUCUCAACCCUACAUUAAUUCUGUGAAGAGCCACUGUUUACAAUGGUUUGGGCUAAGACUUUCUUGGUGGGGAAUUCAGUGGGAACCUUGGAUAAGUUCUUAAAAUUCCAGUCAGAUGUGAUGGAACCGCUUGGCUUCUCUGUUGAUCCACCCGUCAAACCCUCAGGCACAUUUAACUCUGCCCUCCGAAUGUACCAUAAAUCACUUGUGAUACCCAUUGCUACCUGGCUUCCUGCCUCUUUAGUUGCUACGUAGAGUAUCUGGGGGCUUUCUCGCCUUGUAAUUCAAGGCGAAAGUCUAUGGAUGAGGGUGGUCUAGACCUGCAGGCAGCAUGGGAUGCCUGAUCUCAGCACAGGACUGGAUUUUGUCUUGUUUUACAGGUGUUUCUGACGUGCUUUUACUUCCCACUGUUCAUCCAGAGAAACUAAAGCUGAGGGCAGCUAUUGGCAAAUGUAUAGAGAUUUGGCACUAACACAAACACAAGGAAGAUCAAUCUGUUAUUACUGCCCUCAUUUGUUGUCUGGCCCAGGCUAGUUUUACAUUGGUCCCAUAAAACUCAAAACUAGUGAAGGUGAGGUCACUCACAGGGAAACCUUUCCUUAAACCUGUCCACUCUAACUCUGAGCUCCAGACAAAGCUCAAAACGAUGCCUAAUAGAACCUUAAACUGUUUUGAGCGGAUCCAAACUUGAAUAGGAAGGAGUAAAAUUCAACUUCUUGCCUAAUGGUGUGUGUUUGUACAGAUAAUGGUGUGUGUUUGUACAUAUGCCUUUCCUCUGUUGCUAUUUGAUUAUUUAAGUAAAACUCUCAUGUAUUACGACUUUUUGUGUGUAAUUUUAAUAUAUUCAGAAAUAUUUAACAUCAAGAUCUUUGUUGGUUUUUAGGCAACCACCAUGAGACACUAUCUCAAUAAAUAUUUUGAGCCUACAGGAGUCUAGAAAAGGUGACCAGAAGUUAGCUUGCUUUUCAACAAGGGGAGGCUGAGAAAGGGAAGUCAGAGUAAGAAAGGACGAAUGCUCUCAGGGCUGAGGCUCUCUGUGCCAGAAUCUCCUGUCCAUAGUGAAAGCUGCCCUCAGCCACUGCUUGUCUGCACUGUGUCAGGACUGCCUGCUUGUCAGGCUGAGGGAUCGGGAAAGCAGGAAUUUCACCAAAAUAGAAUAGCACCUCUACUGUGUUACAGUUUUACGAAGCACUUCGUUGAAGAAGUAUAGAGAAUUUCUUUGUGUUGUAUGUAAUGUGUAAAGUGCUGCUUUCUGAUGCACAUAGUCAUGGUAACUUCAUUUAAUAUUAUAUAUUUUCUCAAAUAUAUAAUCACUAUUAAACUUUCUUGUAAAUGGAGUAAAACGCUAACUAAUCAAUACGAAUAAGUGCCUAGGAAAUUAUUAGCUUGCUUAAACAUCAGGAUAACACGACUGUAUACAUUGUGUUGUUAACUCUGUUUAAAAUGGAGUUUAAUAAGAUUAUUUUACUCUGUAGAUGCUCACUUCUGAAUGGUUUACUCUUACUUCAUUAAUACAUUGAUCUCAACAAAACACUAAUUGCUACUAACAUGAAUUUGGUUAAGGACAAGCUCAGUAGAGAAAACUAUUUUGUAUAGGAAAUAAAGAUGAGUCACAAGGGUGCUAAAAGAAGCCUCUCGGGGUGUGGAAAAGAUGAGAUUCAAAUGGAAAUUCAUGUCUCUGCUAAAAGGUGUCCCCGCAUUGGAUGCCGGUAUGUUCAAACAGGCCUCGGUGCUUGGAGUUUACUGUAUAGUGGAGCUAUAGAAUGUCCUAUCUAAAUGUACAGUAUAAAUAUGUAAAUAUUUUACUUUGCAAGUUUGUAUUACUACUUAAAGGUUUUUUGUGUGUGUGACUGAUAAUUCUAUUCCGAAACAAUAAAGCCACAAUAAGCACUUUGUCAAAACUGUCAAA
Molecule: messenger RNA, 9809 nt
Organism: Rattus norvegicus (Norway rat)
Lineage: Eukaryota; Metazoa; Chordata; Mammalia; Rodentia; Muridae
Gene: Exph5
Product: exophilin 5
Biological process (GO): keratinocyte development; Rab protein signal transduction; positive regulation of protein secretion
Cellular component (GO): endosome
Molecular function (GO): GTPase activator activity; small GTPase binding
Source: RefSeq, a predicted model, not a curated record